Messenger RNA from Peronospora matthiolae, 216 nucleotides. Lineage: Eukaryota; Oomycota; Peronosporomycetes; Peronosporales; Peronosporaceae. The record is from the annotation of a GenBank genome assembly.
AUGGUCUCCCAGUGGGCACAGAAGAUGCAGCCGUCACAAGAUCCAUCUCUCGGCUUGGGCACAGAAGAUGCAGCCGUCACAAGAUCCAUCUCUCGGCUGUUCCUGAGUGAUUUCGCGAACGCUGAUGGUCUCCCAGUGGGCACAGAAGAUGCAGCCGUCACAAGAUCCACCUCUCGGCUGUUCCUGAGUAAGGAGAGCUAUCCGUGCUUCAUUUGA